Messenger RNA from Trichomonas vaginalis G3, 1521 nucleotides. RefSeq names its product armadillo (ARM) repeat-containing protein family. The record is from RefSeq and is a predicted model, not a curated record. The coding region runs from base 1 to 1521 and encodes 506 amino acids. The transcript has a single exon. NCBI's taxonomy places the organism in Eukaryota, Parabasalia, Trichomonadida, Trichomonadidae.
AUGGAAUCCGAAUAUAAGGACAAUAACGAGGUAGAAAAGAAAGUUGAAUUUAUGAAAUCACCGAAAGAGAGGUUUGCUAAAGAUAAGAACAAAGAAAAAGCAUCCAAAUUUAAUAUCGAAGACUUCGAAAAAAAUAUGGAAGCAGCAUCUAAAUCUAUCGAAACAAAUUUCACUUCUGCUGAAAGUAUAGAUACAAUCAAAUCUUCUCUUGAUAACAUGUUCAAUUCUUUAAACUUUUCACUUCAAAUUGAAAAAGAAGUACCAGAGAUCUUGAAUUAUCUGAAAUCAAACGAUUACAUAACGUUUUUACAUAUCUUAAUUAUGCAAAAGAUUGAUACAGAAAUCAAUUCUUGCGCAUUAAAAAUUUUAGCUCUAAUUUUGACGUGCAAAAUUAAUCAUCCAAUAUUCGAUAACGAAAGUAUGAAUACAGAUUUCGUUGGAGAUCUCUUUAUGCUAUCUCAAGAUCCAUCAAUUUGUACUGAAAACUCAACAAAUUUAGAUCCAAGUAAUAUCAGCAUAAAUAACAUAUUUUCUCAAAUAAAUAUGCCAGUACAUCAAUACGAAUACAUAAGAAGGUCAGCUUUAACAGUUAUUUUGAUGAUUCUACAGCGGAACUCGGAAAUUUUAGAGUUUGCUGCAAGUAACAGCGAUUUCAACGACAUACUAACAAGUUUUGAAGAUCCUGAUUACGAAGUUAUUACACUUGUUUGUAAUAUUUUCCAAAUUUACAUUGAAAGGCUUCCGAACAAUCCAGAGACAGACAUAUUCAUUGAAUAUAUCUUAUACCACGCAGAAAUUAACUACAAACUCUUCUUGCCAGCAUUAAAUGGAAUUUUAUCUUAUCUUCAUUCUCCUGACGGACCCCAGUUUGCCAACGAACUUGCUACAAGUCCAAUAGCUCAGACAAUACUUAGAAGUUACUCUAAUUACUCCUUAGAGUUCAAAAAAGUGAUAUCAAAGAUUAUAUCUCAAAUUUGUAAGAAAUCUGAGCCAUCAAAGAGGAGUUAUUAUAUAUCAAAGAUCGAUAUCCCUCAGUUUUUCACUAAUAUUACUGAUCCUGAUGCCAUUAUUAUUUCAAUUGGCCUUAUUAAGUCAAUUCUUGUUCAUAAUGAAGAUAUCAGUAAUGAAUUCUUUACUCUUUCUAUCAAAAUCCUUUUCGAAAGCCUAAAUAAUGGAGUUUUCCAAAUUAAGCGAAAAGCCUUUGUUUCAAUAGGAAGAGUUAUUGACAGAAUUGAAGAACAGUACCUAAUUUCACUUAUAAAUGGCUACCAAUUGAUUGAUCUCAUUGAAAAUUUCAUUGAUGACCAAGAUCAAGAAGCUCUAUUAUCUUCCUGCAUAAUAAUGAGCAGAAUACUGGUAGUUGAUAAUGAAGAAAUCAGAAAUUCGGCAGAAAAUGCGUUCUUUUCUGGAGAUAUAAUUGAUAUUGUUGAAUCGUUCGAAGAUUCUGAUAACACAUUGCUUCAGAGAGCUGUAAUUAGGUUCUUAAUGAUACUUGAUGAGAGAUCGUCUCAAGAUAAUUAG